Messenger RNA from Mucor mucedo, 1365 nucleotides. RefSeq lists its product as uncharacterized. The transcript has a single exon. The record is from RefSeq and is a predicted model, not a curated record. Lineage: Eukaryota; Fungi; Mucoromycota; Mucoromycetes; Mucorales; Mucoraceae. The coding region runs from base 1 to 1365 and encodes 454 amino acids.
AUGUCUUUGCCUCUAGGCUGGAAAAUUACUGGCCGUAAGAGAUCUAUAUUCGAACUAGAGACCAAUAUCCAUACACUUGGUGAAUUGUAUACUACGCUUGUUGAUCUAAGAAACCAGGUAGCACCACAAGAGUCAGAAGAGCAACCACCACUUACGACAAGACGAUCAUCCUCUUUUUCAGCUUCAGAUACAUAUGGUGGAUUAUCAAGAUCAUCAUCUAAUUUUAGCAUGUCUACACCAUCGUCGAACGAGGAAGACAACAUCUACUAUAAUCUGAUCACCGUAUACCCCGAGUUCAUUUUCGAGCUGCUUCUCCAGCUUUACUCGACUGAUUUUUGCGAUAAAAAGAAUCUGGUGGAAUUAUUCCAUCUAGGAAAGCUUAACAAAUCUUAUGCUAGUGCUAUUUUUGCCUAUAGUGCUUUACAUGCGUCCCUUUGCCACCCAGAAAAAUAUGGCAUCUAUUCAUUUCUAAACAAUUUGGCGUAUGAUUCUUACUAUUCGGCACACGAACUAAUCGAAUUUGACGAUAUCUCUCUCACCACCAUUGAAACGCUUGUAAUUAUGUAUCGUUAUCUUUAUUUAAUGGGAAGGGAAGCUGAAGCACGGAAUUUGUUUUGUUUGGCUUGGAGACAUAUGCAAGUGAUUUCAGACGGCGAUCAUAGUUCUACCAUCAAUCGACUUGUGCUAUCCAUGGCAGAGCUUGACUGGACUUUUUCUAUCUCGAAAUCGUGUGACCCCAUUAUUCGAUACGAGCAGGUGAAAAAAAUCUCAGCCAUUUGUAGGUCAGAUAAAUUGGAGGAUACAGCGUUAAAGUUUCGAAUCAGGGGACUCAAUAUGAUCUUACAACGUGAGCAGCUAAAUGGAUGGCGGACCAAAUAUUUACAAAUGUUCUUGUACAAAAGAAAUCCCAGAGAUAUUUAUAGCAGGGAGGAUAAAUUGGCUCUUCAUCUCCAUGCGCUUUAUUUCUCGGGAAUGCUUGAAUAUCAUCAGUAUCAAAUGAUGACUGCGUUUGAAACAUCACAUGUAAACGAGCCUUGGACGGAUUAUUUUUCAUCGACCACGACACAGACAAAGACGCAUGUGGAAAAGAAUUUAUACAGUUGUAUGAAUGCUGCUUAUGGGUUUAUACAGGUAAUCAAGCUAUUCCUAGAUGAAGACGAUACAUGUCAACUGCCUCAGAUGACGGAUACCUUAUCCGCCGCCUGUACAGUACUCUAUUUUGGUAACAAGGUCAUCCGACCUCAUAAAUCACCACAAGAAGCACUUUUAUUUAUAGUCGGUGCUUUUUCUACUUCGAGUAUGAUGCAGUGCCCUCGCGUGGAGCGAUUUGUCAAAACCUGGACGCCGCUUAUAAAAUCAUCAUAA